AGAUGAAACCUAGUCCUGGAUUUUGGAGCGCUUUCAAUGAAAAUACUCUGUCUAGGACUAUGCUUACUCGUUGUCUGAAACAGGCCCUAAAAAUUUGAAAUGACGUGGCUCUGGAGUUGUCAAAUCAAAGUUACUGACUACAGAUGGGCCCAGUACCAAUACUCCAGAAAUGAUGUAAUCAGAUUGCAAUUGGUGGUGACUGCUUACACCUAUCCAAUCUCUUAGACUUGUGCUUACCUCAAAGAAAGGUGCAUUCAUUUAUACUGAAAUAUAAAGUCAUGUCAACGCUUUUACUGGGUUACAGUUCAAGUAAGGAAAUUGGUCAAUUGAAAGAAUCAUUAGGUGCUAAUCUAUGCAUUCCACGCGGCCCGGCUGGGGCACAGCUAUCUGCAUGUCUGGGGGAGCAUAGUCCCACCCACUUGGGAUUCAGGUCCAGCCAAUCAAAAUGGGGUUUUCCCCACAAAGGGGCUUUAAUAGAGGUGAUCUAGUUUCAUCAGCUGUCUGCGUGGCUGGUCUCAGACAGUCCCACAGGUGAUGCGGAGGUCCUGGGCUGGCGUGGUUACCUGCGGUUGUGAUGCUGGUUAGACGUACUGACAAAUUCUCUAAAAUGACAGACGUGGAGAAUUAAACAAUGGUUUUUUUCCCCCUUCACUUUUUCUCCCCAAUUUGUACUUUGUCGUGUUCCAUUGCUGCACCUCCCCUGCGGACCCAGGAGAGACGCCGGUUGAGAGCCGUGUGUCUUCCGAAACAUGACCUUGGACUGCUGCGCCACUUGGGAGGCCCAAACAUUCAAUUCACUGACAACAGCUCUAGUACACAUGCAUGCCAAUUGCAUGUGCUCUCAAAACUAGAGACAUCUGUGGCAUUAUCUUGUGCACCUUAUAUUGUCCCAGCACAAGGUGUUCCUGUGUAAUGAUAUUGUUUAAUUAGCUUCUUUGUAUGCCGCACUUGUCAGGUGGAUGGAUUAUCUUGUUAAAGGACAAAUGCUCACUAACGAGGAUGUAAGAAUUUGAGAAAUAAGCUUUUACUUAUGGAACAAUUCUGGAAUCUUUUAAUUCUGUUCAUGAAACAUGGGACCAACACUUUAUAUUUUUGUUCAGUAUAGUAAUAAGCUGAAGCACAACCCUCCCCCCCAAAAAAUUGUAGAGGUGUUGCCUAGGUGUAUACUAGGGGAAAAAAUACACAUUCGCACGCAGUUAUGCUGAUCCUGGAAUUGACCUGGGCCUGGUUUCCUGAUAGCAAUGGAAUUUGGGUGUAUGAGUUUUAACAUGCAUCUUACUUUUUCACCACUAGUUUACCCAAUGGCAUUUCAUACCUUAGGGACAAGAAUAUUAUAAUAGAUGUAGACUAUUAUAGUACUCUUCUGAUGGCUAGAGUUGUAAGGAAAGUGAAUGUCUGCAUGCUAAUUGUGGCCUUUAUUGAGUCUUAAGUUUGGCAGGCUGAAUUCCUUAAACAUGACUAACUAAAGAACAGGCAGUGUAUGGGUAAAAUAGUGGAUUUCUAUACCAGCUGUCAGACCAGUGCAUAGUGAUAAUCAGUCUCAUAAGAUUCAUCCACUUCAUAGAACAUUCACGUUGUUUGUUACAGCAGGCUCAUUAAUGUUAUACAGUGUUUUCGUUUAUUGGACACUGUUGGAAUGACCAUAGCAUUGGUUACUGUCUACAACAAAGUAGACUAGACCACUCACCACUGAUCUGCUUGGAUACAAAGUUUUGCAUCCCAAAUGGCACCCUAUUCCAAAUAUAAAACAAUUUUAUGAGAAUCCUAUUUCCCAUACUAUAUAGGGGAAUUGUCUCUUCUGGUUUUGGAGAACCCGCUAUGGAUGCUGUCAACACUGGGGCAAAGCUGAUUGCAGACUGAAGACGGCCAACUAUUGAAAAUGCAAAUCUUAUACAGAAGCAAUUUUCUGAGGUACAGUGUAUUCGGAAAGUUUUCAGACCUCUUGACUUUUUCCAAAUUUUGUUACUUUACAGCCCUAUUCUAAAAUUGAUUAAAUCUGCCUCAAUCUAAACACAAUACCCCAUAAUGACAAAGCAUGUUUGCUCAUUUAUAAAAAAUACUUUGUUGAAGCACCUUUGGCAGUGAUUACAGCCUCAAGUCUUCUUGGAUAUGAUGCUACAAGCUUGGCACACCUGUAUUUGGGGAGUUCUCCCAUUCUUCUCUGCAGAUCCUCUCAAGCUCUGUCAGGUUGUAUGGGGAGUGUCGCUGUACAGCUAUUUUCAGGUCUCCAGAGAUUUUUGAUGUGGUUCAAGUCUGGGCUCUGGCUGGGCCACUCAAGGACAUUUGUCCCUGCAGGGCCACACCCAGUGACUGUCCAGCUUUUGCCAACGACCUUUUCUUUCUCAGGGGGCUGUAAACCCAGACCAGCUCACCAGACUCAAAGUGCCUCCCCCAGGUGUGCACAUUAUUGUUUAUUUUCUGCCUCACACCUGCGCUCAUAAGCUGGUCAUUGUCGAAAGUGUGGGCUGUGUCUAGGGGGUCCUGGAGUCUCCUGGCAUAUUCCAUGAACGCCAUAUCUGCAGGGGUGCGGAUCUUUCGACAGUAGUGCAGCAUGCCAUGAGGACCAUGGGCAGCUGCUUGUCUCGGUCACGCUGGUGUUUGGGAGAUGAUAGCUAGCUGCUGUGCAAGCAUUUUGUUGGAGUGCUCCAUGAGGCCAUCGCUUUGUGGGUGUUGCGGGUCUUGUGCAUACCCAGCAGCUCACACAUGGUGGUGGUGAACACACGUGACUCAAAGUUUCUGCCUUGGUCGCUCUAAAUGGAUACCGCCGCGCCAAACCUGCUGAACAUACCCGCUGUGAGGGCAUAGACUAUGGUCUUUGCUUUCUGCUCAGGCAGAGCGUAGCUCUCGGGUCAUUUUAUGAAAUAGUCCAAUAACUAUGUACACAGCCUCAAUUCGUCAGGGCAUGGACUACAAGGUGUCAGAAACGUUCUACAGAGAUGCUGGCCCAUGUUGACUCCAAUGCUUCCCACAGUUGUGUCAAAGCUGAAUGUCCUUUAGGUGGUGAACCAUUCUUGAUACACACGGAAAACUGUUGAGCAUGUCCCCUCGCCCCGAUACGGGCGCGAACCAGGGACCCUUUGCACACAUCAACAGUCACCCACGAAGCGUCGUUACCCAUCGCUCCACAAAAGCCGCGGCUCAUGCAGAGCAAGGGGAAACCCUACUUGAAGUCUCAGAGCAAGUGACGUAACCGAUUGAAACGUUAUUAGCGCGUACCCGCUAACUAGCUAGCCAUUCACAUCCAUUACACCAGCAGCGUUGCAAUUCUUGACACACUCAAACCGGUGUGCCUGUCACCUACUACCAUGCCCUGUUCAAAGGCACUUCAAACUUUUGUCCUGCCCAUUCACCCUCUGAAUGGCACACAUACACAAUCCAUGUCUCAAUUGUCUCAAGGCUUGGAAAUAAUUUGUUAACCUGUCUCCUCCCAUUCAUCUUCGCUGAUUAAAGUGGAUUUAACAGGUGACAUCAAUAAGAGAUCAUAGCUUUCACCUGGAUCCACCUGGUCAGUCUAUGUCGUGGAAAGAGCUGGUGUUCCUAAUAUUUUGUCCAUUCAGUGUAUUUAUAUUUAUAUUCUGGUUUUUGACAUUACUCAUUCUGAUAUUUCUUAUUUUACCUUUUUUUUUUGGUGGAUAAAAAAAAAAUGUGCUAGGUAUUACUGCAUUAAUUUUUGGAGCUAGAAGCACAAGCAUUUCGCUGCACCUGAGGUAACAUCUGCAAAUCCGUGAACACGACCAAUAAACUUUGAUUUGAUUUGUUGCUUAUACAUUGUUUUUACAUUCAGGAAAAAAAUAACAUCUUAUUAAAAUAUGUCUAUCUUUAGCCUAUAAGUUGCAUCUUUCCAUGCCAUACUUUUUCCCAUUUUACUUAUUUUCAUUAGACUACCAUUCAGGUUCUUGGCUAAUGUCUAUGGUCCCUGCAGGUUCUGCGCGCCUUCGCCUCGUGUCCCGUGCCCCUUAUUCAUGCGCGCUCCCGUAUAGGGACAGUGCUUGUCUGUGGAGGGAUCGCUCAAAUGUGAAAGACUGGACCAGCGGACAGGAUGGCCGUGGCUGAAACGGCGUGCUAAUUUUCUUUUUCACAGAUAAUCUUGGGAUGCUUUCCUUUAACGACUUCCCUGCAUCUUUUGUCUACUGUGCGUGUCAACGGGUUUACAUUAUCCAGCAUGCUUUUCCAUAAUAAUAGCUUAUUAUUGCUUUGUUACAGAAGACGGGACUGAUGAGGAUACUUCCAACAGCAGAUGAGCUGUCUGUUUACUAAAGACAAUAAACGAACUCUACUAGAUCUUGGAUAACAAAACUAGUGCCGGGAUGUCUUCGAUACGGGAUGAUUAUAUUGCACCUUGGUGGACUUAUUGGCUACACAAUUUUCCUCAUGUCAACCUGAACUUCCAGCCCAUCGAUAACACCUUCACCCCCCAGGAUCAGAACUACCAGCAGUCGUUAAUCUUCCUGGGCUGUGUGGCGGCUGCGGGCCUGGGCCUGAAUCUGCUCUGUCUGGCUAUCUACCUGAGCUGUCUGUGCUGCUGUCGUAAAGACGAGGAGGAGGAGAGCAAGAGGCCCAACUCAUGCUGUGUCACCUGGUCCGCCGUCGCCGCUGGACUCAUCAGCUGUGCUGCGGUGGGAGUGGGUUUCUAUGGCAACAGCGAGACCAACGACGGGGUUUACCAGCUGACGUACUCCCUGUACAAUGCCAAUCACACCCUGGGAGGGGUCGACAAUCUGGUGACUAACACCAUGGGUAGCAUGGAGAGUGGUCUGAAGCAGCACCUGGCGAGGCUGGAUGAGAUCUUCGCUACGCGGGGAGACUACGUACAGACCCUACGCUUCAUGCAGCAGAUGGCUGACAAUGUCAUCAAACAGCUGUUGGGCCUUCCUGACUGGGACAUGGCUAAAGUAGACCUGGCCGCUAUCGCAGACCAAACCGCAUACGUAGAGUACUACAGGUGGCUCUCCUACCUGCUGCUACUGAUCCUAGAUCUGGUCAUCUGUCUGGCGGCUUGCCUGGGCCUGGCCAAGCAGUCUCGCUGGCUGCUGACCACAAUGAUGGUGUUUGGGGUGCUGACGUUGAUCCUGAGCUGGGCGUCUCUGGGAGUUGACCUUGCCACAGCUGUGGGCACCAGUGACUUCUGUGUGAUCCCAGACAAGUUCAUCAUGAACCAGACCAAGGACCUGAUCAGUUCUGAUAUAGUGCAUUACUACCUGUACUGCAGCCAGACCCUCCCCAACCCAUUCCAGCAGUCUCUGACCAUCUUCCAAAGGUCUCUGACCACCAUGCAGAUCCAAAUACAGGGCCUGCUGCAGUUUGCUGUGCCUCUCUUCCCCACCGCUGAGAGAGACCUAUUGGGCAUCCAGCACCUGCUCAACUCCUCAGAGGCUAGCCUCCACCAAUUGACUGCCCUGCUGGACUGUAGAGGACUCAACAAGGACUACAUGGAUGCGCUGAUCGGUGUGUGUUAUGACGGGGUGGAGGGCGUGCUAUACCUAUGCCUCUUCUCUACCCUGGCAAUUUGUGCCUUCUGUGCCAUGCUGUGUGCCAUCCCCCGGGCAUGGACACAUAUCGCCAGCAGGGAGCGUGAUUAUGACGAUAUAGACGAGGAGGACCCAUUUAACCCUCAGGCCAGACGCAUGACGACCCACAACCCCAACCAUGCCACCAACGUGCACAGCUUCUGCAGCUACAGCAGCAGUAUGGGUAGCCAGAGCAGCCUCCACCCGCCUGCCGCACAGGCUGUGUCCAAUGCACCCGUUUCAGAGUACAUGAACCAGUCGGCGCUGUUCGGGGGGAACCAGCGGUACGAGAACGUUCCUCUGAUCGGGAGAGGCUCACCGCCCCCCUCGGUAUACACUCAGCAAUUUAGAAACAGAUACUCCCCCAGCAUGAGGGCUACUUACCUGUCCAUGACUGAGGACCAGAUCAGACACUUUGGGAAUGAUUUCCAGGCAUAGAGCUGCUCCUCCCUCGAUCUCUCUCUCCGAGAGGGGUUCUCAAACAGGCGAACAUGCACACACACAAAAACAACUACUUCAGCAGUGUGUGACUCUGUGGCUGCUGCACAGACCCUAUCCUCGUCCAACUCACUGGAAUGGACCAAGGCCUGAUAUGAGGAAAGGUGUCACACACACAGUUGUCCCACCCCAAACCCCAGAGCAUAAUGUGUAUGUCUCAGUCACCGUGACUCCAGCCCGUAUUCUAUUAUAGGAUUCUAUUCAUUCUAUUUGUAAUAAUGAUUUAUUUUAAAAACACUAGCUUGAUUCAUUCACUCCGACGAGACAAAAGCAACUUUUACAAGAAAUGACUUUACUAAUGAUCUAAAUUGUUCAGAAACCAAUUAUUUGUAUCCAUCUAUGUUGAAGUGACACUUCUUAUAAAACAUAUUUUAAGAAUUGAAGCAUGUUUUUGGGCCUAUAACCACUCCCUAUUCUCCAAAACAGUUUUUCUAUAAUUACAGUAUAUCUACUGUAAGUCUAUGACUGCUUGUGACUAUUCCUCGCUUGCUAAAAGACAUUCUCUAUCUGACCUCUUCAAAGACUUGAUGUGGACUGCUGAACUAUCUGGAGGAACCAGCCACAAUAUAUUAAUUAUCCAAAUCAAAAGAAGGAACCAUACCAUUCUGUUGAUAUCUGAAAUUGGCCAAGCACAAGGACAUCAGAAAUUACAUUUUCACAUUCUUAGAACUGAAUACUGUAAUUUCGACUGUCGGAGGGUCCUCCUUUCCCUCCAAGGCAACAGACAACAUAUGCCAUAAUAUUAGUUAUAUGUUUCCACAUACAGUUGAGACAUAAACCUUGUGAAGCACAAACUCAACCCUGAUUGUAUGGUAGGGCCUGGGAUAGUGACCCUACACAAUGCCCAACACUGAUCUUUCGCAGAUACCCCUCUGUGUUGCUUGCUCUUCUCCAUUCAAAAAGUCCUGCACGGUGUCUGACACAGGAUUUUAUGUUUUGAGCCAUCACUUCAACGACUAAGACAUGUUACAAAUGUUAUUUGUCCACACACGUUAACUGAUGCGCAUUUAAACUAUACUGUAUGUUGACUUCUGUAAAUACCUUGUACGUUUACAGAUUGUUGUGUCUUAUUUUGUAGUAUUUCAUUCAUUUUAGGGUUGUCCUAAUGUGCCACUGGUUGUGUGAUAUCUGUAGCUUGUUUUAAACCAAUAAAGCCCUUAGGAGAGCAUUGCUCUGCCAUAAUAUCAGAUAUUCUUUUCAGGGGCCGUUGUUAAAUGAUGGCAUUCGGUUGGAUGUGUAUUGUAAUAGUACCAUAUCAACUUGAGUUUUGGUCAUGACUUGGAAGUGGCUGCAAACUAUCAUGGUGAGAGAAAUCGUGUUCAGACAGCAGUUUUAACCUUACUAAUGAUAAUUUUCUUCCAUUUUGAGAAAACAUAUCAUCAUACUCUUAAUGAACAGGCCGGUUUGAGCUAUCGUCAGAUAAUGUUUAAUUCUGUAGGAUUUUAUAAUAUUAUUUUGUUUGUUUUGUUAAUUUUUUCAGUUUGAAUGCAUGUGAAGUAGCACUGUCUACAACCAUUGAGAGUGGUGCUUGAUGUGUAUCUAUCCUCAGAGAUGGGAUAUAAUUGUGAAUUAAUAAUAAAAUACUUUUGAGUAUUCUCA
Messenger RNA from Salvelinus fontinalis (brook trout), 7604 nucleotides. It is a transcript of the gene ttyh2, whose product is annotated as tweety family member 2. The record is from RefSeq and is a predicted model, not a curated record. The transcript is spliced from 15 exons. The coding region runs from base 4308 to 5945 and encodes 545 amino acids. Gene Ontology annotation, cellular component: plasma membrane. NCBI's taxonomy places the organism in Eukaryota, Metazoa, Chordata, Actinopteri, Salmoniformes, Salmonidae. Gene Ontology annotation, molecular function: volume-sensitive chloride channel activity; intracellularly calcium-gated chloride channel activity.